UGUUGAAAAGGAUACGGCUUGAAAAUACGCUAUACAUAAUUAGAUCCCCGAAGUUAUAAGUAGGCCGGACGGCCACAAUCAACAACCGUGAAAUGGCGGAGAAACUAGCACCUGAAAAGCGGCACAGCUUUUUCCACGGAAGUCAGAAAGUUUUCGAAUGGGAUCAAACCCUAGAUGAGGUCAAUAUGUACAUCAAUUUGCCCAGAGGAGUCCCCACCAAGCUCUUUUACUGCAAAAUUCAGUCCAAACAUGUUGAAGUUGGAAUCAAAGGCAAUCCUCCCUAUAUGAAUCAUGAUUUAUCUUCGCCUGUGAAGACAGAUUCUUCAUUUUGGACUAUAGAGGAUGAUGUAUUGCACAUUACUCUGCAAAAGAGGGAUAAAGGUCAAACAUGGUCGUCUCCUAUUCAAGGUCAGGGUCAGCUUGAUCCAUAUGCUGCAGAUCUCGAACAGAAACGUCUCAUGCUUCAGAGGUUUCAGGAGGAGAAUCCGGGUUUCGACUUCUCUCAGGCCCAGUUUUCAGGGAACUGCCCUGAUCCAAGAACAUUCAUGGGUGGCAUAAGAUCUGAUUAGCAAUCAUUGGUUUCUUACUCGUGUGAACAUGUACAUUAAUUCACUCAAACCUUGUAUCUUAACUAAAUAGUAUUGUGUUUGCUCACAUAUUUAUAUUUUAGAGAUGCUCUACUUAUGCCCAGUUGCUUAUAAAUUGUUCUUGAUUUUAGCCA
This is a messenger RNA of Helianthus annuus (common sunflower), 721 nucleotides long. Its product is annotated as nudC domain-containing protein 2. Gene Ontology annotation, biological process: protein folding. The transcript is spliced from 5 exons. The coding region runs from base 93 to 569 and encodes 158 amino acids. NCBI's taxonomy places the organism in Eukaryota, Viridiplantae, Streptophyta, Magnoliopsida, Asterales, Asteraceae. The record is from RefSeq and is a predicted model, not a curated record. Gene Ontology annotation, cellular component: cytoplasm.